Molecule: messenger RNA, 3005 nt
Organism: Camelus dromedarius (Arabian camel)
Lineage: Eukaryota; Metazoa; Chordata; Mammalia; Artiodactyla; Camelidae
Gene: TRNT1
Product: tRNA nucleotidyl transferase 1
Exons: 8
Coding region: 468-1772 (434 amino acids)
Biological process (GO): mitochondrial tRNA 3'-end processing; tRNA 3'-terminal CCA addition
Cellular component (GO): mitochondrion
Molecular function (GO): nucleotidyltransferase activity; tRNA binding
Source: RefSeq, a predicted model, not a curated record
CUAGGAGGGGAAGCGGCGGUGACGCGGGCGUCUGGCUCGCCAGGACCGUGUCUCGGGGAAGUCGGGUGCUGGGGCGGGAGAGGCCUCUUCCGCACUAGGGGACAGAGCCUAACGGGGAGGUCGCGGGGCCCCGACCCUGCCACGUCUCGGCCGACUGCGGCCUGACUGACUGGGCUUCCCCUGGGCGCUUUCCCAUCUUCGAGGCCGGGCCCCUGAGGGUCUCCGUUUUCGGCCCAGCACCUGUCGUGGGGAGCGGCACACGCUAUUUCAGGGCCUGGGUCCCCGCUGGGUUUUUCUGAGUUGAAGCGGAGGUGGAAGGAAACGCAGUCUCUCCUCUCCAGUGGUCUGGAUAAAGGGAACCCGCCCCCUGGUGGGAAACGCCGCUCUGUGAAAUCUGCUUUCCAAUUUCAUUAGGGGUAUGCUGCAUGCGUUUCCUGUAGAUGUGGGGCUGGUGACUUUCUCCCCAGAUGCUGAGGUGCCUGGAUCCCUGGCGCAGGCCAUUACUGAGCUGCAGUUGGAGUAGACUGUGCCUUCUGAAGCAGAAUCUGUUUACCAUGAAGUUGCAGUCUCCAGAAUUCCAGUCACUUUUCACAGAAGGAUUGAAGAGUCUGACAGAAUUAUUUGUCAAAGAAAAGCAUGAAUUGAGAAUAGCAGGAGGAGCAGUGAGGGAUUUAUUAAGUGGAGUAAAACCUCAGGAUGUGGAUUUCGCUACCACCGCUACCCCCACUCAGAUGAAGGAGCUGUUCCAGGCGGCCGGCGUUCGCAUGAUCAACAACAAAGGAGAAAAACACGGGACGAUCACCGCCAGGCUUCAUGAAGAGAAUUUUGAAAUUACCACGUUACGGAUAGAUGUUACCACCGAUGGAAGACAUGCCGAGGUCGAGUUCACAACCGACUGGCAGAAGGAUGCUGAACGCAGAGAUCUCACCAUAAAUUCUAUGUUUUUAGGUUUUGAUGGUACUUUAUUCGACUACUUUAAUGGUUAUGAAGAUUUGAAAAAUAAAAAAGUUAGAUUUGUUGGACAAGCUAAACAGAGGAUACAAGAAGAUUAUCUCCGAAUUUUAAGAUAUUUUAGGUUUUAUGGGAAAAUUGUAGACAAACCUGGUGACCAUGAUUCUGAGACUUUGGAAGCAAUUGCAGAAAAUGCGAAAGGCUUGUCUGGAAUAUCAGGAGAGAGGAUUUGGGUGGAACUGAAAAAAAUCCUCACUGGUAACCAUGUGAAUCAUUUGAUGCACCUCAUCUAUGAUCUUGACGUGGCGCCUUACAUAGGCUUACCUGCUAAUGCAAGUUUAGAAGAAUUUAACAGAGUGAGUAAGAAUGUUGAAGGUUUUUCACCAAAGCCAAUGACUCUCUUGACCUCAUUAUUCAAAGUACAGGAUGAUGUCACAAAAUUGGAUCUGAGGUUGAAGAUUUCAAAAGAAGAGAAGAAUCUUGGUUUAUUUAUAGUUAAAAACAGGAAAGAUUUAAUUAAAGCAACAGAUAGUUCGGAGCCACUGAAACCCUAUCAAGACUUCAUUAUAGAUUCUAGAGAGUCUGAUGCAACUGCUCGCGUCUGUGAACUGCUCAAGUACCAGGGAGAGCACUGUCUUCUGAAGGAGAUGCAGCAGUGGUCCAUCCCUCCCUUUCCUGUAAGUGGCCAUGACAUCAGAAAAGUGGGCAUUUCUUCUGGCAAAGAAAUUGGGGUCCUCUUACAACAGUUGCGAGAACAGUGGAAGAAAAGUGGUUACCAAAUGGAAAAAGAUGAACUUCUAAGUUACAUAAAGAAGACCUAAAAACUGGUGAGAGCUGGCUACUAAAAAGCAAGACAAUGUUUGGUAAGACUAGGUUUUCUUCCCCCCGCUUCCUUUUAAAGACUUGAAUAUAUAGCAGAAUAGAAGCCAGUUUAGCAUAUUUUGUAAAAUAUAAUUAUAUUUCAGGCACUAAACUGAAGUCUACCUCCUCUUAAUCUGACUUAUAUCACUGAACCUUGUAUUUCUUUUGCAAUAGUUCCUACUGAGAAGAGUAGAGUUGGAUUCGCCUAUCUUAAUCUGUCAAGGCCUUUUUAAAAAAGUGGUUUUUGUCUGUUUUUGCAUAGGGCAGAACUAAGAGUGAUCCUAAAAAGCGGUAACUGUCUUGAAGAAAAAAAUGUUUUAUUAUUUGCAAUGGAAGUAACCGAGUUAAUUUUAUACAAUAAUUGUCUAAGUGUCAGGUUUUAUGUAAACUGAAGAAUAAACUUGUGCUUGAAAGUAGUUGACAAAUUUGCAUCAAAUACCCGAUGUAAACUGUGAGGACCAGCUGUGCCCCAGGUGGCUGUCACUCCUGCAUCCAGCACCGGCUCUGGCAAGCUGUGUUCCAGUUUGCAGUCAGUACUUUCCUGUCAGAGCGAUUUCCUUACCUGCCCGCUAAGCCUGGGAAUGGUGAGCUUGCGGGUUACUCUUGAGCCUGUUACUUCACUAAACAUUUCCUUCGGAAUGGAGGAUAAACGUGGUGUCAGACAGUACGUGUCAGGUGCCAUGGAUACAUGGUGCUCCUGUCCCUUCAAAGUAAAGUAAAAAGUUGCUUCCAGUGGGUGAAGCGGUGCACGGCACAGGGCGCCAUUUCAGGUGCUGUAUGCUGACAUCUGUUAACUGAUCUUCCUCUCUGUGUUGCCAGUCAUAGCAUCUGUAUGCUCUGCGGGCAAAGAGCAGUUCUACACCUUGAUAAACCAGUUUUGGAAAGCAUAUUUCUGGUAAAGCCCAGCUAAGAGGAAGUGUGGCAGACUCUCAGUAUAACGGGCUGUGGUGCAAGAGAGGGAGCCUCCGAAGCGCCCGCACACAGGUCAGUGACGAGCUGUGGCAGAGAGUAACGCACUGACGUGGGUGCGUGCUGCCGGGACACGCUGGGGCCCAGCGCGGCAGAACGCCUGCUGGUCCGCAGGCGAAGUGUACAGGUUUUGCUAUUUCAGAGGCCCGGUGUUGGCAUGUAUAAACCAUUUUAACAUAGUAUUUAUAUGCAUCUUUUUAAUAUACCAGCAGUUUUGUUUGCAA